This is a messenger RNA of Perognathus longimembris pacificus (Pacific pocket mouse), 3695 nucleotides long. It is a transcript of the gene Rag1, whose product is annotated as recombination activating 1. The transcript has a single exon. The coding region runs from base 1 to 3132 and encodes 1043 amino acids. Gene Ontology annotation, molecular function: double-stranded DNA endonuclease activity; sequence-specific DNA binding; metal ion binding. The record is from RefSeq and is a predicted model, not a curated record. Gene Ontology annotation, biological process: adaptive immune response; V(D)J recombination; pre-B cell allelic exclusion. NCBI's taxonomy places the organism in Eukaryota, Metazoa, Chordata, Mammalia, Rodentia, Heteromyidae. Gene Ontology annotation, cellular component: nucleus; endodeoxyribonuclease complex; DNA recombinase complex.
AUGGCUGUCUCCUUGCCACCCACCUUGGGAUUCAGUUCUGCUCCUGAUGAAAUUCAACAUCCACAUAUGAAAUUCUCAGAGUGGAAAUUUAAGCUAUUCCGGGUGAGAUCUUUUGAAAAGGCACCUGAGGAAGCCCAAAAGGAAAAGAAGGAGGCAUCUGAGGGGAACCCCUCUUUGGAGCAAUCACCAUCAGUCCCAGACAAGGCUGGACUUCAGAAGCCAGUCCCGUCUCAACCAGCAUUGAAGGGCCAUGCCAAGUUUGCAAACAAAGCCCACAAAGAUGGGAAAACAAGAGACAAAGCCAUCCACCAAGCUAAUCUCCGACACUUCUGCCGCAUCUGCGGGAAUUCUUUUCAAACUGAUAAGCACAAGAGGAGACAUCCUGUCCAUGGGCCUGUGGAUGCUAAAACCCAAAGCCUUUUACGGAAGAAGGAAAAGAGAGCCACUUCCUGGCCUGACCUCAUUGCCAGGGUUUUCCGGAUUGAUGUGAAAGCUGAUGUUGACUCCAUCCACCCCACUGAGUUCUGCCAUAACUGCUGGCGCAUUAUGCACAGGCGAUUCAGCAGUGCCCCUUGUGAGGUUUACUUCUCCAGGAACACAACCAUGGAGUGGCACCCCCACUCACCAUCCUGUAAUAUCUGCUACUCCACCUGGCAGGGACUCAAGAGGAAGAGACAUCACACCCAUGGGCUUCUCAGCAAAAAAAUCCAGAUGAUGCUUGAUCGAGCAAGAGAAGUCCGACUGCACAAGAGAAGAGUGCAGGCAAAGGUCAGCAGCAAAGGAGUCAUGAAACAGAUUGCCAACUGCAGUAAGAUACAUCUCAGUACCAAUCUCCUGGCCAUUGACUUUCCCGCACACUUUCUGAAAGCAAUCUCUUGCCAGAUUUGUGAACACAUUCUGGCGGACCCUGUGGAGACGAGCUGCAAGCAUGUCUUCUGCAGGGUCUGUAUCAUUAGAUGCCUCAAGGUCAUGGGCAGCUAUUGCCCCUCUUGUCGGUAUCCCUGUUUCCCGACUAACCUGGAGAGUCCUGUGAAGUCCUUUCUGAGUAUCCUGAAUUCUCUCCUAGUCAAAUGUCCAGCCAAAGACUGCCACAAGGAGGUCAGCUUGGAAAAAUACAACCACCAUGUCUCAAGCCACAAGGAAUCAAAGGAGCCUUUGGUGCACAUCAACAAAGGGGGUAGGCCUCGCCAGCAUCUGCUAUCCCUGACCCGCAGAGCUCAAAAGCACCGGCUGAGAGAGCUCAAGCUGCAAGUGAAGGCCUUUGCUGACAAAGAGGAAGGUGGAGAUGUGAAAUCCGUGUGCUUGACCUUGUUCUUGCUGGCACUGAGGGCGAGGAAUGAACACAGACAAGCCGAUGAGUUGGAAGCCCUGAUGCAGGGCCGGGGCUCUGGCCUGCAGCCAGCCGUUUGCUUGGCCAUCCGUGUCAACACAUUCCUCAGUUGCAGUCAGUAUCACAAGAUGUACAGGACUGUGAAAGCCAUAACGGGGAGGCAGAUUUUCCAGCCUCUCCAUGCCCUUCGCAAUGCCGAGAAGGUCCUGCUGCCAGGCUACCACCCUUUCAAAUGGCAACCACCUCUGAAGAACGUGUCCUCCAGCACCGACCUGGGCAUCAUUGAUGGUCUGUCUGGACUCUCUUACUCGGUGGAUGAUUACCCAGUGGACACCAUUGCCAAGCGGUUCCGCUAUGAUUCAGCCUUGGUGUCUGCUCUGAUGGACAUGGAAGAGAACAUCCUGGAAGGCAUGAGAUCCCAGGAUCUGGAGGACUACCUGAACGGGCCAUUCACGGUGGUGGUGAAGGAGUCUUGUGAUGGCAUGGGCGAUGUGAGUGAGAAGCAUGGGUCCGGACCAGCCGUGCCAGAAAAGGCAGUCCGCUUUUCAUUCACCAUCAUGAGAAUCACCGUAGCCCAGGGCUCCCACCCUGUGGUGGUGUUUGAGGAAGCCAAGCCCAACUCUGAGCUCUGUUGCAAGCCACUGUGCCUUAUGCUGGCAGAUGAGUCAGAUCACGAGACCCUGACCGCCAUCCUGAGCCCCCUCAUUGCGGAGCGGGAGGCCAUGAAAAGCAGCGAGUUAAUGCUGGAAAUGGGAGGGAUCCUCAGGACUUUCAAGUUCAUCUUCAGGGGCACUGGGUAUGAUGAGAAGCUGGUGCGGGAAGUGGAAGGCCUGGAGGCUUCUGGCUCAGUCUAUAUUUGUACUCUGUGUGACGCUACCCGCCUGGAGGCGUCCCAGAAUCUAGUCUUCCACUCUAUCACCAGGAGCCACGCGGAGAACUUGGAGCGCUAUGAGGUCUGGCGUUCCAACCCCUACCAUGAGUCGGUGGAAGAACUGCGGGAUCGAGUGAAGGGCGUCUCAGCCAAGCCCUUCAUUGAGACCGUCCCUUCCAUCGACGCGCUCCACUGUGAUAUUGGCAACGCAGCAGAGUUUUACAAGAUCUUCCAGCUAGAAAUUGGAGAGGUUUACAGAAAUUCCAGUGCUUCCAAAGAGGAAAGGAAAAGGUGGCAGGCCACCCUGGACAAGCAGCUGCGGAAGAAGAUGAACCUGAAACCCAUCAUGAGAAUGAACGGCAACUUUGCCAGGAGGCUGAUGACCAAGGAGACGGUGGAGGCUGUGUGUGAAUUAAUCCCUUCUGAGGAGAGGCACGAAGCUCUCAGGGAGCUUAUGGACCUUUACCUGAAAAUGAAGCCCGUGUGGCGUUCCUCCUGUCCAGCUAAAGAAUGCCCGGAAUCCCUCUGCCAGUAUAGUUUCAACUCACAGCGCUUUGCCGAGCUUCUCUCUACCAAGUUCAAGUACAGGUAUGAGGGCAAAAUCACCAAUUAUUUUCACAAGACCUUGGCACACGUCCCUGAAAUUAUUGAGAGGGAUGGCUCCAUUGGGGCAUGGGCCAGUGAAGGAAAUGAAUCCGGGAAUAAACUGUUCAGGCGUUUCCGGAAAAUGAACGCCAGGCAGUCCAAGUGUUAUGAAAUGGAAGAUGUUUUGAAACAUCACUGGCUUUACACAUCCAAAUACCUCCAGAAGUUUAUGAAUGCUCACAAAGCAUUAAAAGACUCUGGGUUUACCAUAGAUUCUAAGGCAACUGUAGGGGACACAUCAAUCACAGAAGACUAUUUGGAAAGUCAAGAUUCAAUGGAGUUUUGAGUAGGAAAAUCCUUUAGGAGUUGGUAUUUUGGGGUUGCAAGGAGGUCUUCUAACAUCCUUGACUUCUGUGUGUGUGUGUGGGGGGAGGCGGUAUCAUCACCCCAGAAGUUGGAGUGAGAGGCCACAGGUGGUGCCACCGAGGUCAGGAAUGGAUAUAAGGGGUGAGCCCAUUGCCUGAGUCACUAUAGUAAGCUCAGAAAAGCAAAGGGAGAAAUCAUGACUUGAAAGCUCAAUAGCUCAGCACAGAAGUAACUGCAGGGGACCUGAAUUGAACAAAGAUGUGUAUGUCAAAGGAGCUUGAAUGUCAUGAAAAUCAAAGCCAAGGUUGUCAAAGAACAGUCAGUGAGACCAGGAAAGGAAUUUGCCUUGUUGUCUUUUUAUUUAAGGCUCAAUUUCGUGGUUUUUUUUUUUUUUUGUAUUGAGGAAAUUUUUUUUUCUAUUUCAUUUUGUAAGGUUCUUUAUCUUAUAAAUUUUACACAUUUUGAUUUAUUCUAUAAGAUUAAAAAGCACUUUUAAGAUUACUCUGACAAUAUCUUAUAUUUUAUAUGGUGCGAUGACCUCUA